Diversispora eburnea is the source of this 645-nucleotide messenger RNA. NCBI's taxonomy places the organism in Eukaryota, Fungi, Glomeromycota, Glomeromycetes, Diversisporales, Diversisporaceae. The record is from the annotation of a GenBank genome assembly.
AUGAAUUCAAAUGGUUUUUCAGAUUCAUCUUCAAAUGAAAUAAAUGAAAUUUUUAAUAAGCUUCCUGAUUCACGACAAAGUAAUAAAAAAAGCAUUCGAGUCUUUCUUCAAAACAUUAACCUGCUACCCAAUAAAAGUCAACCUAUGGUUAAAUCUUUUAUAAAUAAAUAUCCGCUCGUUGAAACUACACUGGAACUUCUUGAUAUAUGUACUUCGGUAAAUACUCGAUCUAAAAGGAAAAUACCUAGGCCUCAAAACGCUUUUAUUCUUUUUAGAAAAAAUAUCCAUAAAGAAUUUAAGGAUUUUCUCACGUUCGAAGAAAUUUCAAAGUUGGCAUCGCAUCAAUGGAAAUCGGCUGAUAAAUAUUUUUGGAAUGAAUUAUCAAGAAUCUCCAAAUCGAUUCACUCUCUUAAAAAUCCGGGAUAUAUUUAUAACCCUCGUGAUACUAAUGAACCAAAUCCUAAUGUACCGCCGAUCUUCGAUGGAUAUAUUUAUAACCCUUUACUAAAUCCUAACACACAGAUCUUCAAUGGAUUUAUUUAUAACUUUUUACCAAAUCCUAAUGAGCAGCCGCCGAUCUUCGAUUAUAACCCUUUACCAAAUAAUCUUGAUUUUUAUGAAAGUAAUCUUUUUAAAGAAAGUUAA